AUGUCUGUAGCUCGGUUUCCCGCCGAAUACGACGAUCGGGAGUCUAAGAAGGCCAAGAGGAUAGCAUCACCCGUGCUAGGCUUCUCGAACGAAGAUAAGGUCGGAACCAUCCAACCCCAUGAUGAUGCUCUGGUCGUCACGUUCAGGAUUGGGGGAUAUGAUGUGAAGAGAGUGCUAGUUGAUCAAGGUAGCGCUGUAGAAGUAAUGUACCCCGACCUAUAUAAGGGGCUGAAUUUGAAACUCGAGGAUUUAACGGCAUACGAUUCCCUUCUGGUAAGCUUCGAAGGGAAGACUGUUACUCCAAGGGGCCAGAUCAGACUGCCCAUACAAACAAGUUCGGACGUGGUGGACGCUUAUUCACCCUACACGGCCAUUGUAGCUAGGUCUUGGCUUCAUGUCUUAGGGGCUGUCUCUUUUAUCCUGCACCAGAAGGUGAAGUACUCGUCGGAGGGCCAGGUCAAAGAAGUUAUAGGGGACCAGACCAUGGCCAGAUAA
Quercus lobata is the source of this 495-nucleotide messenger RNA. RefSeq lists its product as uncharacterized. Bases 1 to 495 code for a protein of 164 amino acids. The transcript has a single exon. The record is from RefSeq and is a predicted model, not a curated record. Lineage: Eukaryota; Viridiplantae; Streptophyta; Magnoliopsida; Fagales; Fagaceae.